AUGAGGUCGAAGCUCGAGUUUUUGAAAGUGAGUUACAAAUUCAUUGAACUAAUCAGACACCGAUUUCCAAGAAAAGUUGAUGCUGUCAGGAUUCCAUCUCGUCGUGGAUUUUAUCAGCGAAAAGAAGAAAAAGAAGUUAUGAAUACCUUGAAACGCCUUUGCAAAUAUGGCAAUUCCUCGCGCGUGAAGACCCUGAUUUUACAUGGGCCAACAGGACACGGUAAAAAGCACUGUGCGGCAAAUCUGAUGGAUCAACUUUACACUAAACCUGUACGCUCGCGAUUCUUCUGGAACAAACCAUGGAAUUUUCGAAACAGACCAACAAUCCUGUGGACAAUCAACGCAACAAAUGAAGCAACGAUGCUCGAAAGUUUCUGUAGUCUUGCCAAAGAAAUCGGUCUGACUGAACAGGCCAAGGCUGCAAAUCAGGAACUAUCACUUCUCACAUCAGAGGGAAGACAAUACCACAUGAAUCUUCAAAAUCCAUUCGAAGAAAAUGUCUACGUUUUGAAACACAUUUACGAAGAAGUUAUGAAGACCCUGAGAAGGCAAGGUUCCUGGGUGCUAUUGAUAGAAGGUGCUAAAGAAGAAAAGUCAAGUCGACAACAAUUUUGGCCGGCGCCAGGUGAUCCAAGCCUUGGAAAUGGUCUGGUGAUCAUGACUACUGAAGAUUGCAAGUUGUUGCAAGAGAAAGGUGUUGACUAUCCAUUGGCGAAGGUGUUCAUUGGUAGAAUGAAGGAAGAAGUGAGAGCUAAAUUUCUUGCGAAAAUAAGUGAUGUCCAUUACACUGUUGCUAAACACUUCGCAAAAGUAACACAUUGCAUACCCCAGAAUAUAGCAAAGUGAGUUCCUUUACCUAAAAAAAAAAGGCUAAAGCUAGAGUGAUCGAGUUUAGAACCUUGAAAGUUUCUUUAUAAUCCUCUCCACAAUCAAGCAUCAACCAAUGAAUCAACUAAUCAGAAAGAAUCAUGAAUUAUCAAUUCACGUUAGACGGGAACUCAUCAGAGACCAUCCCUUUAAAAAACAUUCUAGAGGUUAUAGAUCUGUAAUUUUAAUUGUUCCAAUACCAGGUUAGGAGAUGCUAUAAGGAAAUACCAAGAAGAGACGAAUGAACAACUAACUUUUGAAAAUUUACCAGUACCAACGGAAGAAGUUACACUCCCCAAGUAUUUGAUGAUGCUGGAACUAACAAAUAAAAAUCAAACGAAGGUAAGCUAAAAAUAUUUUUAGUUUAUCUUGCAGUAAGGAGAGCCUGACAACCAGGUUCCAGAAUUGCGAUGUUAGAGAGGUAUACUUAGAUUAAUGGUUGAACCGGUCUUUCUUCUAUAUUUCGGGUAGUCAGUGUUCAAAUAACUUACACGUUUGGUUCUCUCGUUCAUCCUUAGCUGUUAAAAUUCUUGGCCUGCUGUUCAAGUGAGAACUAUUUGCCCCUAGAAAUUCUAGAGAGAGGUAUUGAAGGUCCAUUGGAUCGAGAAAAUUUAAAAAGAUUUGUUGAUCUUUCUGAGAGAGAGGAAAUUGAUGUGGUAACCAUACAUCCACGAGACCACACCUUGCUCAGAGAUAUACUAAAUGGGCAAAGCCAAAGUGAUACUGGUUAGUUGUAAGCUAACACUUAAUUUCAGCUCUGUCACAUAAUGUAAGCAAAAGCUAACACAAUGUGCAAAGAUGACUUGAAAAAGUAAUUCCAUUUGUGAUGGCUGUAAAACCGAAAGUCUGCCAGUUAAAGAAAUAACGGAAGUUUCGCGAAUAAAAUACCGUUAUGUUUCAGCAAAGAUAACCUAGAAGGCAAUGAAAGCCGCUAAUCUCGCCUGCGUCUUAGAGACUUCAUUACCUUCCGCUUUUUUGAGUAAGGGUUCUCUUGGAGUAAAUAACUCUUAACUUCAUUAACACUUUGGAACGGAUAUGAGAAUAAAGGCAAUUACCUUUAGCCAAAAUAUUUUAUGUUUGGAGUGAUUAUAGUGGGGCACAACCCUCUCUUAGGAUUAUUCAUGACGGUUUUUAGAUUCUAAAUAUAAAUUAUUCCCUCUAUUUACCUCUUGUGGCGUAUUGUUCUAACGUUCCAAUUGUUCUACUCCUUUUUGACAACAACUUAUACUUUCAAAUUUUAUUCAAGACAUCUCACACUUAAUCCUCUCUUAGUGUUCAUAAAUCGUAUUUUCCCUCAGUAGGAAUAUUUAAUUCAUUUAUUUUUUCUCCUUCUUUAUUUUCGUAGAAGAGACAUGGACUUACGUAUUGAACUUUCCCUUCUUGCAAAACAAACCACGUAACAUAAACACUCCUACUCUGUCGUGUCUCGAUGUCUCUCACGUGAUCAAAUGCCUAGGCGAUGUAUGCAAAAAUGCUCUACAAAACAACAGAGAUAAAGACUUCAAAUUGUUGCGCUUCGUUUUACCACAUCUGAAAGAAGCUGUAAAGGUAUGGACUAAAACGGCUGUUCUUGUAAUAACUAACUAACAACUCAUCUGAUCUUGGGAAGAAAAAAAAAGCAUGAAAAAUUCGCCUUUUUCCAAAACCCAAGGCUUAAAAUAAAGUGAACUCUAAAUCUGUGAUUGUGUUACUGGCAAAAAAUCUCAGUAUUUCCAGUCGUGUAGUUUUGGACGCAGACGUAAAGUGGGUUAAGAAGAACUGGGUUUCUUUCAUGCACAAAAGUGAAGUGAUUGGGAAAAAUUCGCCCAGCAUCGCCAGCCCUUUAUAGCAAUUUUACAAAAAAAAUAUUCGUGACAAUAAUAUGGUAAAAAAAGUAAAAAAAAUGAAUGAGAGCAUUGAACACAUUGGAAGUGAGUUUAACCAUUCGGUUGAAUUGUCCGAUAAUGAACUUUUGAAGUAUGGAAGCAAGUCUGGAGACGAAAAUGUUUGAUACUAAAUGAUCAAGAAAUGUCAUCGUGGAUUAAAGGCAAGACUUCUCCCCUAAGAAAUACACUUUUUGUCACCCACUUAGUUCUGAUGGUUUUUUGGCGAAUUUUUUACGCCUUAAUGUCAGUUUUAGAUCGGGUUUUUAGUAAGCUUUGCCAAUCAAUCGUACUGCUUUAUAACUGAUAAUGACUUUUACGAUUCACAUUUUGAAUAACCAAUCUUCGUUUAUAACUCAUGAAUUGCGCGCAUGCGCAAGAGCGAGUUGUAGAUAUGAUGGGGAGGAUGGCACUCGCUCGCUCGCUCGAUUGGUCGAUUCCUGUAAACUUUUUUUCAAUUUUAGACUUUUGAGUGGAUUUGAUAGUUUUUGGCGAGUAAUAAACAAACGAAAUGGCGACCUUUGUUGUUAAGAAUAGUGUUGAGGUGAAAAAGAAGCCAAUGAUAAUCUUAAAAGAGUUUUUUUUUCGUUUUAGUUUCAACAAGCGGCGCUAGUGACUGGCAGGCGUGCGAGGAUUCACACUGAAAUAAGAGCACAACCUUCGUUUACCAUAACAUUGUAAUUUACAAUCAUUGAACUUGAAAACAAUCCGAAGAUUCAUUGAAAAUAUCACUUACUCCGAAGCGCUCAGAGUUUUACAAGUGUUCAAAAGCUUUUUCUGUUAUGGCAUGAGAUUGGCGACAAAAUUGAUUAUUACAUUUCGUAUCGUGUGUUUUUCCUGUGUGAAGCAAGUGCCGGCGACUGACGAAAUUACAGGUUAACACGAAAAUCAAAUAACACCUAAACAAAUAAUUUUCGCUACCGAUUUCCAGUGAAUUUUUAAAGAACAAUUUUCUUUUAAGUUUCAAGAUAAUUUGAAGAUUCUAAAUAGUGCGAAAGUUAUACACCGCAAAAUUGAUAAAUAGGCCUGAAAUGAAAUUCUAUCUUGUUCUUGAUUAUACGUUGCCUAGCACGUAACCAAAAUCUACCCAGGUGGAAAUCCAAAAUGACGGUGGCAGUCUUGGCUUAGUUAUGUCACUCAAGUGACAUUAAGACAGUAUUGCCUUGAUUUUCCAAUAUUUACAAUGAUAGACACUAAAUUUCACUUUCCACCCACGUUUACUUCCAACCUUUUCUUUUGAACCAGAAACACAAAUGAUAUAUAUAUGUUAUUGCCGGCUGGGAGGUCCGUAUGGUGAAAAACAUUUCAAGACCGAGGUUACAGUUUUUCACCACACGGACCGACCCUUAGCCGGUAAAUAACAUAUUUUUUUUUUAAAACUUGACGAAAUUCUUUCCGAAAGAACCCGAAUGAUUUAGGGCUGUAAAUACGGCAAGUCUUUCAUAAACUGAACAAUUUUUGAGCGAGUAAAUGGUAGUUUUAUAGAGGUGAUGCAAAUUAAAGAGAGAUGCCCCACCGAAACAUUUUCAUUUCCGUAAAGAUAAAGGUGAUUUAAAAGGCUUCCAAACAAACUUUGAAACAUUAUUUUUACAAGUAUCUGUCAUAAUCUGACACCUGUCAAUUAGGGAGCACAUAAGAAGAAAAACCCACAAGAACACUUGAAAAACAACGGAACUAGUUUGGCUAGGACUGUCAUGACAAUGUUUUCUUCGAAAACAGUCAAUGAUCUAACGGAAAGUAUUAUUCACUCUCAUCGACGAUUCAUUCAUGUACGAAGAUUUACCUCUGUUCAUUAAGUAAACGGCGAGGAAAGUAUAUGUGAGUAAAUUCAAUUUUUUUUAUUUUGAAGUUAUGAGAGUUUGUUCGUUCGUUUGCUGCAAUGGCGUGUGUAAAUCUGGUCUUUCCUCCACAAAAACUAAAUUCGAAUGGCACACUCCAACGAAACACAAGGGGAUUGAAUGCGGCCUUUUCUAGUUAAACUCCUUCAGUUUCUAUUGUGCAAUUUACGGUACAAAUGUCCAACUUGAACGGACUCGGAAAGACUCACCGAGAGCGUAAAUUUGUUGUAGAACUUAAAUUAAAACUUCGCUCGCUUUUUUACUACGAACAAAUUUUUUGAGAAAAUUCAGAUACUAAAUGAAUUAAAGUUCCAUCGUUCAGUUUAACUGUAACCGAAUACUUCACGUUUUAACUUUCUAUGAACUUUUUGUGAACGAUUAAAAUUAACUGCAGACGGUUUUUAGGCCGCUUGUUAACCAACGUAAUUGACACUAUUGCUUAUACAAAUUCAUUCUGAAACCAAUAUUUUUCUGUCGACCAAAGUGAUUUGAGACAGAGAAAACAGAGGAUUCAUAAGUUAUUUAUUGGCUUGAGGUAGUGACCGACGUGUUUGCUUAAAAAUACUGCCCAGCCGGAAAAACGAGAUAUAUUUAUGAUAAAUGGCAACGAAAGUUGGGAUGUACUCGGCGACUCACGAAAGCGUUACCGUGGCCCAUGGGCAGACAUAAGAAAAUACUGACCAGGUAAAGAACCAACCAGAUUGCAGGAUUCGUUACCGUGCCCUCUGAAAAAAAAAAAUGUUUAAAACACAUGACAUCAUUCACCCUCGUCAAAUGUAAUAGCAUGAUCAUUUCAAUUGUAAUGCCUUCUUAUCCCAACGUUACUUUGUUUCUUUGCUACAUUGGCGAACACUGAACUACUGGUGGUACUCUAAAUAUGACUAUCAACCACAAAAUUCCCUAAACCAGAUAACAUUAAACAUAAUCCAAAAAAUCAUGUAAGUCAUCUGUCAAUUCAUGAGUGUGCUCACAGAGCACUUUGAUUUGAACAUUUACCGGGAAAAUGAAGUGUAACAAAAACCACAAGUGACACAGUAAAUCGCCUUUCUUUAAGGAAUUUAGCGUGUUCCAUUGCGAGGAAAUGAAGGAUAGGAUUUUAUUGUACAAACGUCUUCGUAGUUGUCUCCCGUUCGUAACGAUGUCAUAGUUUUAAAAUUUCAAAGAAAAUUGUCAAUAUGGCCUCUUGAUGAAAACUGGACCGAGAGUGUCACGUGGAUUUUUGUAUGUUUCUUACCCCCCACGAAUUGAACUUUGAACUCUUGAUGAAAACUCAAAAAAAAGGAAAAUGAAAAGGAAUGCGUGUAAGCUGUCUUGUAUAUUGUUAUUCUGGAAUACAGUCUUUAUUCGAAGUUGUCCUGUUGUAUACGUUUUAUACACCUCUAAUGAGCUAACAGCUUUGCUAACUAAGUGCCACUCUCGCUAAGAGCGGUCCUCUCGACUUCCCGUCGGAAAAAAGUUUCCUUCUAUUUUUUGCCCAUGAAAAGGGUUUAGGACACAUGUUUCAAAAAUAGUUUAGUUCUCCAAUUCUCUUUUUUUGCGUCGCCACAAGCCAAAAAUCAUUUUUGGCCAGACCACCUCUGUGAACAGCGAUCGAAAGUGUCAAUUUCAAAGAUUUUGUCCAGCGCGCAGCGACUGCAACAAUGUAGCUCACGGAAUUCUAUCUAGCUACAAGUUACAAGGUGUAUUCAGUUAGUUCGCAGACAAAAUAUGGAAACUUCAGCUGAAAUAUUUAUCAUAGCAGCGUAAUCAGAGGAGACCCUGCUCUUCGACCUUAAUUUGCAUAUAAAAAAUUCACUACUUUGUACGAAAGAAUUCUCAAAAUGCAGGCGUUAAUCGGGCCGAAAAAGCAUAUCAGUACAUAGUUUAUACACCAAUGAGAUCACGGAUUGCCUCAAACCCGCGGGUAUAUCUCUAGCUUCCAUCCACCAGCUUCUUAGAAACAACGCAAAUCCAUGUGUUUGCUCAAUUGCGCUCGUGUCAAAUAUCAUUAGCAUGAUUCUUGGAAUUGACCAAGAUCUCCUUUUGACAGUUCAAACUUCGUUCGUUUAUCUUCUACGUUGAGAACUUUAGGUUUUCACAGCAACUGAAUGGAGAUUAGAUGCCGAGUUGUCCUAAAACGUUGAGUUAACGUGAUCGGUCGUAACGCUUGCGCGCUUGCAAGUAGACUUACAAGUAGACAAAGGUGAUUCAUUCACCUUUCUGAUCGUGAAAUUAAUACCAUUCGUACUGUUAUCGUAGCUACGUUCCUUGCCAUCAAGUGAAUCCAACAUGGCGUCUUUCUUCAAAAGCAGUUUGCAUCCAUAAUAGUUAUGUUCUUCAGUCUCACGGUAGUAGCGUUGUUCAAUAGAUUGCAUAGAGUAUAUGCAGUUUUGUUUCAGAUUUCAGAUUUUGCUUUUUACAACAAGUGAACGUUUUUCAACUAAGACAUUGGCAUACUUAGCAUACAAGGCAUUCAAGGCUUUCAUGGCUUUCAAGCGUUCGCGACUCAAUCCGUUCCAAAAUUACCGCUCAAUAACAUCUUUCAGUGUGGAUUAGCCGCGAUUAAUACGACUUGUAUAUGCGUCUGUAAGUAUUUUGCGCGUUUGCGCCAUAAUGCUCCAGGAGAUCGCAAUCCAAAUAUGUUGAAAUACAAAACAACUGACCAAAGAGUUUUUUUAGCAAAAUCUCGUGAUUCGUCAUGUGACCCGGCCCUGUCUGUGCAUGACAACGUCAAUCAUUAUCAAGAUAACACGCGUGAUCAGCAUGUGAACACCUCAUUGGAUCACAGUUAGUUGUCAUGCUGUUGAGGGCCCAAUGACCGCUAGGUACCAUUGCGCAAUUUUUCCAUUUUGUGGCGGAAAAAAAAAAAAAAAAACGACAAAAAAAACAAAGGUAUUUUAUGAUUUGGCUACCACAGGUAUCCCAGUAAUAAAUUCGAUCGGAGGGAUUGUAGGAAAUGCACAGCUUGGACAUCUUUGCUAAACUAAAAUUAAAUCCAAUCAGGCGUGGCCUUGCGUGGACAAGGCCAAAUGCAGAUGAGUGGGGGUGAAUGAUGCAUUUAAUUAAUAAAUUACAUUGGAAAAAAAAAGUUUUUUCCUUACAGCUCAAGGAAAAGUUGAAACUAGAAGGAGAAUUCGACCCCCUCGUCAUGGCUAAUGGACAUGCCUGUCUUGGGGAAGGUUCGCUCAUCUUUAGCAGGCCUGAAGAAGCAAGGAGGGACCUAAAGAUUGCUCUAGACCUCUUCAAGAACUAUGAAGGCCAAGAGAAUGUGCAACUUGACCUGGCUAACGUGUGGCACUUCCUGGGAGAAGCUCACAGCAACAGGUAUAAGUUGAAUCCACAUAUUCUGCACGCAACCAGCUUAAGCAUAGCUUUCAACAUCAAAAUUAAUAAAUUUAACAAACAUAUUUCCGUCAUCAUAGAUAUUCAUUUUACGAACAUACUUCGCAUAAUUACAUCAUGUCUUUGGAAAGUGCUCGUUGUUGUGCUUUCAUUUUAAAUUUUAAGAAUCCAGUUUGCUUCAUUUUGAUACGGAAAUAGAAUUUCUCCACCGUAAGCACUAUUCUACUCUAAAAAAGGAACUUGUUUUUGAGACGCAAUUCAAUCAUCAUAUAGACAGCGAAAGCUUAAAAUAACAUUAAUUCAUGCCUGACCGAAAUUCAAUAUUGUUCAGCCAAUUUUAUUGCUGGUUAUUUUGUUUGUUUUAUUCAAUGCUGAGCAUGCCAAUAUGAAGAAAAAACUCGACCCGAUACACAAAAGAAUAUUUUUAACGAUUACACUUCUCUACGUUAUUGAACCUCAGCCUCAACGGCCACAAGAGGUCGCUGUUAUAAUAUCUCCACAAAGAAUAACAACUCGGAUUACAUUUGUUCACGAAAACGAAAGCAUAAUAGUAGUCAUUUAAAUCUGGUGAGAUACUUGUGAAGGAUACCGAUGCUAUAUACCAACACGUAACAGAAGCUCUUUCCCUGUCUAGAAAAGGUUUUUUUUUUCCUUUUUUGGUCCAAGAUUUCCAAUUUUAAGUGUGGAAAAGAGCGUCGACAUUACCGGGAUAAAUCAGAGUGUCAGGUCAGUAAAUUUGCUGAGGAUCGCGAUGUACACAGGAAGAGAGGAAAGCCAGUCAGUUUAAGCUUAGGCAGUUAGGAUACGUUAUCACAAGUUUAGAAUUUUAGUUGCAUUUCGACUGAGGGUUCGAAUUAAAGGCACAGAUUCUCGCAAUAUCAUAAGUCUUAUGGGUCAAUUUAUGAAUUUAUAGUCACCUCGCGAGCCCGUGGGAAGGAGAAAUAUGUUUACAAGAAGCCUUGCGAGAGAAAGAACAGUACUACGAAGGAAAGGAUGACCCACAGAUUGCUUUGACUCUACGAAGUCUUGGAAAUGUAAUGAACGAACUGGGAAGACAUACCAAAGCUAUGUAAGUAUCGAAGGAAGUUAAUUUGGACAAUUUUAACAUUGAAAAAGUUUGGCUGCCUCCGAUCCAUCUACGACCAUUUUGGCAAAUCGCUCAUAUUUUGCCCAGAGAUAACCUUCAGUAAGUUAUUUUCAAAAUUCAUCUUCAAAAGAUCCCGCGAUUCUUUAAUUUUAAAAAAUGAAGAGAAAUUUGAAAAAGCAGUCGAAAAAGCAGGGGUGUUUCGCUCGACAGAAUGUCCAAAACAAGCUGCUAGACGAAGCACCACUUACGUUAAAAUUGCUUAAGUUAAAGUCGAACGUUGCACAAAGUUUUAUCGGACAUCCGGAUCUACAAUCUUUACACGUUCACAAUAAAAUGAUCAUAACGAGACGUUCCGAUCCACCGUAUCAAAAACUUCCAUGACAACAAAUGACAACAACGACAAAAUGUAAGCAAUCUUUAAAAUUAAAAAAAUAUUCCUGGUAUCUAAAGAUCUAAAUCUUUAAAUUUUCUCUUCAAAGCCGUAAGAAGCCAGUUUGAGGAUUCCCCUCUGACGCUGCAGCUGAGGACAUAUCACAUUUAAAAACUCAAACUGCUUGAACGGAAAUCAAACAAUUUCACUCUUGAUAGUAACUGUCUUGUUCAUCAACCCAAGUUAGCCACAAUGAAAAUAUAAAACUUCAUCAAUUCUAGAGAGAAAAUCUAUUCUUCUCCCUGUUUAAAUAUUGUGUGGAUAGAAUGCAUAGCUUGUGAUGACAAGCAGGGCACUAAGGAAAUCACUGGCUGGUCCGGGAGAUCUGUGAGGGGUUUGACAUUAUUGAUGAGAUUAAGUUUUAGAUUAAUAUUCGAGGGUAAUUCUUUCUCAUGUAUCAAAAAAUUCACUUUUGUUUCAGUAACUUCAUCCAAAGAGCCUUGAAGAUUUAUUUAGGUAAAGAAAACCUCAAAAAGGAAUAUGGUUUCACCCUGAGUGCAUUAGGAUCUUCGUACCGCUACCUUGGUCAGUAUGCUGAAGCAGAAGACUACUUAAAGAUGGCUCUCGAAAUCUUUGAAUCCGUCGAAUCACCAAGCGAACUAAGGGUAAUGUUCUACUUAGAGAUCACAGCGAUAAUUUUACCUUUACGUUCUAGUUUAAGCUUGUUUUCAGCCUCGUCACAAUUUCUCUUCCCUAACAUUAUUACUUAUUAGGCUCCGGGCCAUGAUAGUUAAUAUGAGAGUGCGGUAAGAGUGCGGUAUUGAACCUUGUUGAUCCAUAUGUCUACGAAUGACAUUCAUAAUAUCAUCCGGUAGCUCAUAUGUUCCGGAUCUUAUAACAUUCAUGAACCAGUGGAACAGAUGAAUUCUGCCUGGAAACUCUUGCAAAGACUCGAUGCUUCAUUUCAUUCUUGAAGCCCCACAGGUUAAUUACACGCUAAGACUCUUUGUUAAACAGGGACACAACACUAGAAUAACCUUUAAUACUAUAUUUUGACGCCAGAUUAUUACGUCUUCAAGGUUCACGUUUUGGGAGACUUACAGACGUAUGAUAAAUUGUUAUUCCAACAUAACUUUUUGAGAAUGGGGAUUAUUCCACCUCCACCUUAUCUAAGAUGUAAGAUAGUUGUCUGCACUCGUCCUCCAAAAUAAUACUGAUUUUGCCAAUACAUAAACUUUCCGGCAAUGUGAUAAAAAGAGCGUAACGAUGCUCCAAGUUCGAUUCUGGCUCUAGUGGCAUGCCUUAAAUAUUCCAGGAUAAAUGGCUAUUUGCCAUCGUCGUUCUUGUAUUUGGUAUGUAAUUCCUUCAUACUGUCAUUUAGGACCUCUUUGUUUCUAGCAAAGUAAGCUGUGUUUGCAUUUUGAAAGAGUAACAAAUGUGUAUGCAUAACUUUCGCUUGUUGAGGAAGUAGAUUAAAGAAACAGAUAGCAAAACUGAUCCAACUUCCUACUUGGGCGCAUUGCGUGGAAUAAGCGUUUAAGGUGCCUACAUGCAACGUCUGAAAGGGCAUUCCUCACAACAAUUGUUUGCUCAUAUUAAUGAAACAUUGAUACUUAAACCUACGAUGACUUCUCCUAGAUAACUAUGUCACUGACCCUAGAUACACCCCCCCCCCCAAAAAAAAAAGUCGUCAAGUUAGAUGUAAAAAAACCUAAGUGCUCUAAGAAGAACUUCUCCAUUUUUAACCAGUAAUCUUUGAUAUUCAGCAUUGUAGUUAAAGUCGGCCUGAAGUUCUGGAGAUUUUACCCCUAAAUCUGCAAAGGCAUCGGCAAGACCUCUUUGACUUUGAACCAUAUUCUGUAAAUGGUUAGUCAUCUGUUUUGCCAGUUUUAGAACAUUAACUUGCUUUACUCGGGUUUCUUUUACCAGAAGAAUUUGUCCUUCAAGUUCUUUGUCCACAGUCCUUGUGCCUUUACCAAAACGUUCAGAAAGAUACUGCCUGGCAAAUUUAUAAGUUGAAAUACUCCAUUUCUUUAAGUGAUUUAUUUUCUGAGACGCAUUUGCUCGAAUUAGAGCUUGGGAGGUGGGAUGACUACUUGAAGUCGUACCUUCAGAUGACUGCUAAGGCGUUGGUGAUGUGGCGGGCCCUGUUGAGAUUUGGUCAGUAAUAAACGUUGAAGAUGUAUGCAAAAAGUUUACAGCUUCAAGGCUCGACUUAAUCCAACCAUAAAAUAUUUGUUGCGCCAAUAUCUCUGAGGAGAUGCACAACCUCAGAUGACGUUUUGUCCCUCAAUUAAUUGCCAGUAUAAGAAUAAAGAAACCAACCAACUUAGAUUAGCACAAAAAGCCUUGUAUAAACCGUUUUGGCCUGAGUAUUUGCGCUUUAGACGUAUAAAAAGCCAUCCAGGAACUUAAGAUCUACCGGUGGUACUCAAAUACAAAUCUCACCAAUGACAAAUACGUAUCAGGAUCAUGCUGUGACUCUUUUCAAUAAGCUAUUGUUGAGAGAUCUUAGAAACACAGUGAACCAUGGCGUUUGUAGCAGAGGUUAAGCGCCUCCUAUUUAGCCAAACUAAAGCCGCUAAAACAUGCUAACCUCCUCAACCAAUAAACCGGUUUCUUCCAAUUGUUUUUUCAAAUGUAAUAUAUAGAAUAUAGAAUUUAACUAUCCUUUUUUAUUGUUAUUCAGUGAUUUGUUGCGCACGUACAAAGGAUUUCUAUUUCUUUUCUUCCCAACGAAAUGAGGAAAACUUCACGAACAAUGGAGUUUGAAGACUUUCAGAGACGAUAAUUACUACUAAGUGGGCGUAUUCCCUAUCUUUACUUCAUGGCCUAUAUGUCGUAAUUGAACGCUUGUGGAUUCGCCUCUAAAUAUGGGGUUGAAUGUACCAAAAAACCGAUGAAUACGAUGUUGACACAGUAACUGCCGAUUUAAUUUGCUUAAGUUUUCAAAUGUGCAUAUCAACGGAGUCCGAUUAAUUUUCAGUGAUAAACUUGUAUGAAAUAUUGAGCGUUGAAAGAUCCUUUGCGAGAUCGUACAAACAAGAAAUCUUGACUUACAGAAUGAUAUUAGUUUUUCUUAUUCCUCAAUGUAAAACGUGCCUCCAACACCUGUAGAAAACCGCUCUUUGAUAAAGAUGUCGAUUUAGAUCCCCUAAGAUAGGGUAAAUAAGUUAUCACAUUUCCCAUUAUUAGCCUCUUUAUAACCUUAUAUUUUCAUAUCUUUUCACUGGUUGGUCGCUGGUAACAUAUAAUCAAAAGAAAUGCUCGAAAAGGCACAUUUUGCAACAGCUUACCUCGGGAGGCUUUGUUAGUAUCCUUCAUUGAUAUUAUCUUAAAAAUACGGACUAGUUUCCCUCACCAAGCUACGAAAUUAAAAAUCAGAGGCGCGCAGUGAAUGUAACUAAGUGAGCAGCUAGAACAAGCAUGGGCACCGGUACCCGCAACUACCUGUGAAACAGUCCGCGAUAGAAUGGCAAGACUAUUCGAAUGGAGUUACCAACUACCACGAGUUGUGUAAAAGGUACAAAACUGAGUAGAUAUUACAAGUACAGUGGCUCAGCUUAAGAGAAUUUCAUGUAAGAGUUGCGGCUUACUCGUGAUGUAAAUUGUGGUGGGAAAGAAUGACGACGAUCGAAACGAAACUUUGGUAAAUAGCUUACGUACGUACACAAAUUUUACAAUAUGAAGAGGGACAGAUAAAUUGAAAAAGAGAACGAAGAGCUUGUUUAUCAACUUAGGAAACAAUUCACGAAUAUUCCAUACAAGACUCGUAAUACACAAACUGAACUCUAAAUCAUGUUUUCCACGAGAAUUGGGAAGUUUGUUUUUCAUGUUUUUCGAGCUUUUGAAGUAUGCUUUUAGUAAACAAGUAUUAUCUUGUCUAAUUUUUCUCACCGCAGUCGUUUAGGGGGGGCAAGAAACAUGUACCCCGAGAAAAUCUCUAAUGCGAGAGAACUUGCAAGAGAACUUGCAAUAUUUUUUGCAUGUAUCUAUCGAAGAAAUUUUGAAACGCGCAACCUUUGGGUGGUAUCAGAACAAAAUGGCACUAAGAGAUAAAAGUAUAACGGGAAGAGUAAAAAAAAUCAAAAGAAUAAUAUGUCAACGGCCAACUUAAACCACGUGGUUUAUUUUCAUCAGAUUCUUCUUAUUCACUGUUGUUUUAAACAUAAUCGAUGAGGAUAAAUCGAACUGGUUGCGAUUAUCUGGCCUAAACAAAUCAGGUGACUAAAUGGUCUCAACCUAAAAACCUUACCUUUCAGAUUGGCGUGACACUCAGCCGUUUGGCCUCUGUGCAAAGAAAUAUGGACAAACUAGAUGAAAGCAUUGCUUCCUUGGAAACUGCACUUGAAAAGUUUGGAGACAACAACAUUUACAGUGCUGUUAUUUUAUCAAAGCUGAGUGUGGUAUACCGUGACAAAGGGGAUUUUAAAAGAAGUUUCCAGUUUGCGUCGAAAGCUAAAAAAAUUGUAGAUGAACAUUGUGGCACAAAAAGUCAUCCCGGUAAGUCGUUGUUAAUUUUCAUGGUAUUCUCCACAAUGUUAUUGUUUUUGUUAUUAAUAAAACGAAGAGGUUGAACUAUUCAUUACAUUAGUUACUUUAAUCCUUGAGAAGUUUUGAACUCGAGAUCUUUUUUUGUUACAGCUAGAGCUACAGCAUCGUUAAAUCUUGGACAUGCGCUGAGUGAUGUGGGAGAUGUAGACGAUGCAGUGAAAAGUCUUACAGAGGCCUUAGAUAUCAACAAGGAGAUCCACGGUAGUAUCCAUCGCAUUGUGGCCGCCAGCUAUAAUUACUUAUCGUAUGGCUACCUACAGAUGGGAAUGGUUCAACAAGCCAAGAAAGAGCUACUAAACGCUUUAAAGGUUAUGGACCAUUACUCUCGCUCUCACCCAGGUAAUAAGCAACAUUGUUACUAUGAAUUGCACAAACGGCUCUUGAAUCGUAGAAAUGGUUUGAGUUUAGGGCAUCUUUCAUACUUAAGGAUGACGAAUGAGAGGACUUUUUUUUCUUUUAUAACGACCUGUCUUCCUCUAACGGAUUUCUUGUGUAAACAAUCAUUAAAAAAAAAUUGACAGGAGAGGGGUUUCCCUUCAACCAGGACUAGAUUCGACCCAGAUAAGAUGCUAAACCAAGGACAUGUGAGGAAGCCCCCAGAUCUCGCCUCUUUAGUCUCCGGUGCAAUUAUUUUGUUACAAUUAAAAUCAGGGUCUUCUUACCCGCAAAACACUGCGAUAGCGAGAGAUUCCCCAACGAUUGUAAUAAUUUCGAUCAAUGCAUAGUAGACUCCAAAAUCAAAGAUGACGUAUAAACACUUACAGCUGUUUUCUUUCCCUUAAGAGAGAGCUAAUUCUCUAAAGAGGCUAAGCAAGGUCUGCUUAAUCCUCGGGGAAACCGUCGAAAGCGCAGAUUUAGCAGACCGUGCUCUCCAAAUCUACAAACAAACGCAUGGAGAUACCAUGGAACAUAGAGAGGUAAGCCAAAGGACACUGCAUAGUUAGUGAGUUAGAUUUUUAUGAUACGUAGAAGUACAAUGGCCUGUGAAUUUUCCUUUUCGUUUGGAAGGAGCCCUUUUCAGGAAUACUGUAAUUAAGGAAUCAAAACUUUUGCGCAUGUCUAGGAAUAUUAAAUACGAAAACUUAUCUCACGAUAUACAUCAAUAGUAGGCCUUUCGAACAAUUUGUCGAUUUUUCUUGAAUUGUACCGCCGGUUAUGGGUAAAGGAACCUUUUUCAGCUAUUUUUUCGCUGUAUUACUUGCUCAGUUUUAACAAAUAAGUUUCACGUUGCCGUGCCUUUGUUCAGUAAUAGAUCACAGCUGACGUUCAUAACGAACAAAACAGUGGCAAACAAGGCGAAGCCGAUUGUGUCACUGAUGUUCUCGCCACAUUUUGACGUCUCUUAGUGAACUGUCCCUGUACAGAUCUACGGCAAUAUGGAAUCUAUUUGUUUUACAUGAUAGUAAGCAAACUGUUGAAAAUGGUGCGGUCAUCUAUGUGUCUGUCCUCCUGCAUGUCGAAUUCAGCUUAUCAUACUGUAUGAAAGCCGUUGUCUAUCGACAAUGAGAGUGAUUUAGCAAUGGACGGGAACGUCACUUGACAACGGCGCGCGCAGCAAAAAUACUGGUAAGAAACUGGGUUGAGGAGUUAUGGCGAAACCAUGAGUUAUGGCGAAACCAUGUAGAAACCAAGCGACCCAACGAUGGAGUUGUUUAAGAUGAGUUCCUGUUGAACCAUGAAAGAAUGAAAUGAACUCAAACUAGUUACCAACGAAACGGUUAGACUUAAGAAUAAGACUUCGUUCCUGUUUUCCUUUUUGUCGUUGUUUGAUUUUAUUAUAAAUAUUUUCUAACGAUCAACGUCGUCAAAGACUGAAUCAAAUCAAUAGAUUAAGACAUCUGUGCCGAAAUCAACUUGAUUGUUAGUUUUCUUUUUUGACUUCAAUUCGCAAAACAUUUUUUCAUCACGGUAAAAACGACAAUGACAACAAAUAACACUGAAUAAUGCAGUAGGUAAGCUUCGUGAUAUUUCAUUUUGAUAAACCUGAAGCAAGUUUAUUGAUGAAUUAAUUCACGAUAAAAUCUUGGAUCGCUUCCUAACGAUCGUGUUUCCUUUCGGGAAUUCAGCAUAAAUGUAGCGGUAAAUUUUCACAAAUACGCCGAAAAAGACAAAGAAAGGAACCUGUUUAUCCUGGAAAUGAGUUCUGAAAUCAUUCCAAACAGCAUCAUCUCGCUCAUAAGUGCACAAUUUACGCUGAUCCCAGGCGUUUUGAUCGCGAUGGGAAAACCGACGAAGUGACGGCCUGAACUUGUUGGGGAGAACGGCAACGCCAACAACGGAAGUCGGAAUAGAGUUGUGUCUAGACUAUCCGCGCCCUUUCCCAUUCUGAAAUGACGUUCCUGUCCGCCUGCUAAAUCACUCUAUUAAGACUGUCAGACGCAUCCAUCUAUCUAAGCCAGCAAAAAGUUUCUCUUCACUAUGGCAGAAGCAGUAUUGCGUAAAAAGAUGCCGAAGCCUUACAAAUUUCCUGAAAUUAAAAGAUCAGAGACAUUUGGCCGAAGUUGAUCGCGGCACUAAGAGAAAAUAGCCACAGCACCACGAAUUUCUAAUUAAGACUGUAAGUUGGGCUUUCAAGCCAGUGUAACAAGAGAUAUUAAUAAAUAUUGAUAAACAUUAGAAUCAAAACAUGAGCGAAAAUUGAACAUAUUUGAUGCCUUGACACACAAUGGGGGAACCAAGUUCUUCAAACUCGUGACAAUGAUUCGUUUCCCUUACAAAAAUGAAAACUCCUUAUGUUGGGAAAAAAAUAGAUUUUCAGAAAUACAGUUCCACUUAAAGAUAGAGCCUCAGAUUAAAUACCAAGGAAAUGAUAAUAUUUAGCCCUAGCGAGGAGAAACAAAAUAAAACGAACACCUGAUUCCACCUCGUACUAAAUAUCCUGAAAAAUGUAAUUCUUCCCAAGGUAACGAGUGCAUACAGAGGCAUAAGGGCCACACACCAGCAAAUUUAACUGGAAAGUUUAAUUAAACUCGUCAUUCCACGAAUUGUUUCGAUGAUCGCCUCUUCAUAACAUGAUCCCGAAAGUUUAAUAUUUUUUCAAAUUACCUUCACACCCUUACGUUAACAAGUAAGCGGAUUUUGGAAUUUCAGAUCUGUGCUGUGUUUUGAGACAAAUUUAGAUUAUUCACAAAAUUCGAUUAGGACUUAUGUCGUAACACAUGUGUCCAGUUUCUCUCCACUCCUUUGCAAACAGAUUUCAACUCAACCGUAAUGAAGGGAACACCCUGGUAUUUUGUACCCCUUUCCCCAACUAUCCGGGGCUUCUAAUUGCAAGGACGAAAUUUUGAUUCCACCUAUGAUUUCGAUAAGCAGGUAACUAAACGCCUUUUCUCCAAGUAGGGUAACAACAUAAAGAUAAAAAUUAUGGUGACUUCGUGUUAAAAUUGAUAGGCGAAACAACAAGUCUGGUGUAUUGUUUAUUUCAGGUGCGGAUGGGUACAGUUCGGGUGGCUCACGCUUGCUCCAAGCUUGGUUUGUGUGACAAUGCUGAAAAAUAUCUCAAAGAGGCAGAACUUGGUUUUCCCGAAGGCCAAGAAAUUAGGUCCUACUCCGAAUUUGCCGUACUUCUCAGGAAGAAAACCGAAAUUAUUUUAGACAGCUAUGAAUUCCGCUGGCCUUUGGACGAGGUGGGCGUCCAAGAAAUACUUUCGCAGGCAAACAAGGAUUUACUCCGAGCAGAAGAAAUUUUGAGCUAUCCAUUUCGAUAUGAACAACAAAUCGCAUUAACAAAGAAGGAAAAAGCGCGCUUAAGCAUGCUAAUGGGAAAUUACUGCAGCGCGUAUGACGACAUUCGUUCAGCUCUAAACAUUCUCCCGCGGUAUUGCGAUUAUUUAAAGGCAGAUUUUUUAUUGGUAAAGAGUGAUGCUGAAAGAGGCAGAAAUCUGGCUAAUAGAUCAAAGGAGUCUUUGGAAACAGCUGAAAAUAUUUAUCAAAAUACUUUUGGUGACGACCAUCCAGUGAUUGCAGUCACUUUGCAAAAGAAGUGUUCUCUACAUUUGGAUUUCGAGCACAAAAGUAACACUGGCAAGAACGAAGCACAUAAAUAUUUUGAAGCAAGUCACCAAGCUUGUGAAGUCCUUAAAAGCAACUUGGAGCAGCAGCUUGCCGGUGUCCAAACAGAUUUUCUCAAAAACUACAGUUUUGAGCGACACCCUAUUCUCAAACGACAGAAGUCGCUUCAUAAAAGGUUAACGCGUAAUCAAGGUUCUUGCUGA
Pocillopora meandrina is the source of this 18113-nucleotide messenger RNA. The record is from the annotation of a GenBank genome assembly. NCBI's taxonomy places the organism in Eukaryota, Metazoa, Cnidaria, Anthozoa, Scleractinia, Pocilloporidae.